AUGAACAGGCCGCUCGGCCCUCGACAGCCAGACAAGCGCAACGCCGCCUUCGAGUCCAUCUUUGGUCGUCCGAGCGCAAACCACCAUCAGCCUCAAAGCCCUCCUGUCUACUAUUCCCACUCUCUGCAGCCUCCCCCGUCCGACGGCCAGCCGUAUCCUUAUUACCCCCAGCAGUAUAACUCACCGCUCGACAGGAGGGUGUCCAGCUCUUCCCAGUCAACGUCGAUCAAUUAUCCGCAGCAGCAUGCAGCCCAGCCCGCGUUCGGCCAGUCGUACUACUCCCCAUCAUCUCAGCAGCAUCAGCAAGGGUAUGCACCCGCUCAGCACCCAGGUUAUGCUCAGUCCCUUGCCCCGCCCUCUGUGAUCGGUCGCGCAAGUUCCAUCGGCAAUUCUCCUGGUGUUAUUGCACCCCAGCCUGAAGAGCCCGCAGAUGCUGGCCUGGAGGCAUUGGUGCAGUCAGGUCUCACUCCCGCUCAGGCUUAUCAGGCCCAGGUCUACCUCACCAGCCCAAUGGGACAGCAGAACAAUCGGCAGCGGCCAAACAACACGGCGACCGACUCUCGUGCCCAGUUGCCAUUACAGCCAUCGCACUCACCCGCAGCCAGCCUGCCGAAGUUAGGUGUCAACAUCGAGACGGACGACGGGAGACUGGGCAUCGACUUUGGAGGGGAGAGCAGUACACCGAGUGACCAGGGUGCAGAGGACGCUAGCGAGCUCCCCUGGGCGAGACAGCACCGGUCGAAACCCAGCAGUGUACGGUCGCGACUAUCUGGCGCCUCAGGUGGGCUCGCUUCUACCCCAGAAUACCCACCAUUCCCCUCCAGCUCCAAUUCUCGCCCGUACCCUCUCCAGCUUGACACCGCCGUCAGCUCCGCGCCCGCCGGCACAGGCGCGAGCAAUUCUCCCGCAUCCUCUACCAUGGUCGAUCCCACAAAUUCCAUCGCAUCCGGUCGACGCUCUUCCGAUUCCUCAAAGGCUCUCUCUGAUCCUGUCUUGCGCAAGGACCGCAACUCUUCCGACCGUUCGCGGUCAAUGUCUGCUACUAUUACGCCCCAGUUCCGCGCUAUGUUGGAGUCCGGGCGCAUACCCAGACCGCCCAUCCCUUCUGCCCCCGGCAACCGCGAGUCUUCUGCAUCUGCGCGUGCUUCAGUGCCGCCUCGCGCACCCAUUGUAUAUCCUGCGUUACUGUCGCGAGUGGCAGAAGCAUUCAAGGCGCGUAUCCAGCUCGCCGACCGUGUGAAGGAUGGCCUGACGUACAAAGAUGCGUUUGACGGACGUGAGGCGGUCGAUCACAUCGCGUACAUUAUCAAGACUACUGACCGCAAUCUCGCACUACUUCUUGGGCGUGCGUUGGACGCGCAGAAAUUCUUCCAUGCGGUCACGUAUGACCAUCGCUUGCGCGAUAGUGCUAGCGACCUGUACCAGUUCCGCACAAGGCUACCGAGUCCUUUCGUCAGUGGUGAGUUGGAGAAUGUGGAGGAGGAGGGUGACAGCAAGGCUCCGGGACAGGCUCUCAUCAGCGACGGAGUCGCAGCAGAGCUUUCGGCGUUGAUGAAGGACAGUCCGACAGCAUCUGCGGAGUCCGAUGCGGAGAAGAAGGACACUUCACGGCCUACGUCUCCAUCGCCGCCGGAUUCGGUUGCCUCGCCAACGACACGACCACGGGGAGGGUCGGUGUCGGCGGAUGAUGUACCGUUGCCCUCAGGCGUUUUCACCUUGCUAACGGAUUGUUAUUCCCCCACAUGCUCGAGGGACCAACUAUGUUACUCCAUCGCCUGUCCAAGACGGUUGGAGCAGCAAGCUCGGUUGAACAUGAAGCCACAACCUGGACUGAAAAAGCAGAUCAGUCGGGAGAGUCUGGGUGAUCUCGUGGAGCCCGGCACUCUAUGGAUCCAUUCGGUGCCGCAGGAAGUGGUCAACAGCGUCUCCGAUGCCGAGAAGAAACGGCAAGAAGCUAUCAACGAGGUCAUGUACACGGAGCGGGAUUUCGUACGAGACAUGGAGUACCUCCGAGAUUUCUGGAUGAAGCCGCUCAAGGAUUCGGACAUCAUCCCAGAACCGCGCCGCGUAGACUUCCUACAGCAGGUCUUUUGGAAUAUCAACGACAUUAUCGCGGUUAACAUACGCCUCCGCGACGCUCUCAACAAACGGCAGAAGUCGUACGCUGUCGUCGAGCAGAUCGGAGACAUACUCUUGGAGGCUGUUCCACAUUUCGGUCCUUUCGUUUCGUACGGAGCUCACCAAUUAUACGGGAAGUACGAGUUCGAGAAGGAAAAGGGUUCGAAUACCGCGUUUGCUCAAUUCGUCGAGGAAGUAGAGCGAUUGCCGGAAUCGCGCAAGCUAGAACUUAACGGCUAUUUGACGAAACCGACCACCCGUCUUGCCAGAUAUCCCCUACUUCUGGAGGCCGUACUAAAGCAUACAUCUGAUGAUAACCCCGAUAAGACAACACUACCUAAAGUCGUCGAGAUUGUCAGAAAUUUCUUGAAAUCUGUGAACGCCGAGACCGGCAAAGCAGAGAAUCGCUUUAACCUUCUGCAAAUUGACCAGCAGCUUUUUUUCCGGCCAGGGGAACAAGUUGAUUUGCGUCUGAAGGAGGAAGGUCGAGAACUGAUCUAUAAGGGUGCGUUGAAGAAGCGCGGGAAUUCACAAGGCGACAACGGCGAGCUGCAAGUCUUCCUGUUUGACCAUGCUCUGUUGAUGGUCAAGCCAAAGAGUAAGGUCGAUCAAUACAAAGUGUACCGCCGACCAAUACCUCUGGAGCUGCUACUUGUCUCGGCACCCGACGAUUAUCCUUCAACAAAGCCCCAAAAAGAGCGGCAAAAGCAGUUGGUCAAGAACUCGCCGCAUGCUCCCGUUGUUCCCGUGAAGGACAUCAAGGGCGGAUUCUCCAUAACAUUCGUUCAUCUUGGGCGCAAGUAUUACCAGAUGACGCUGUGGGCGAGCACGUAUGUCAGCCAGCGCAAGUGGGUCGAGCACAUCCAAAAACAGCAGGAUCUCAUGCGAGAGCGGAGUCUGGCAUUUGAAACCCUUGUAUUGAGCGAAGGAUUCUUCGUCGGUCCAAAUAGAGUGAACUGCGCGGCACCUUUCAGUCAUGGCAAGCGUGCUGUGUACGGUACCGACGACGGUAUAUAUUUGUCCAAUCUCUGGGAACGAAAUCGAGAACCGGUCAAAGUGCUGGCUUUGAAGGACGUACAACAGGUCGAUGUGCUGGAAGACUAUCAACUCCUCAUUGUUCUCUCCGAGCGGCAAGUUAUUACAUUCCCGCUUGAUGCCCUGGAUCCGAUGGAUCCAAUGUCAGGUCUGAAGCGCGCGAAGAGGAUAGCUUCCCACAUUUCCUUCUUCAAAGCAGGUGUCUGCCUCGGGAAAACUCUUGUAUGUGUCGUCAAGGCCAGCCCGCUCUCCAGUACUAUCAAGACUUUUGAACCCAUCGACCAAAACGUACGCGGUCGGAACAAGCCAACUUUCCGGAAGCUGUUGCAAGGCGGCAAUGACACUCUACGGGUAUUCAAGGAGUUUUAUAUUCCAGUUCAAUCCAGCUCUAUUCACUUCCUUAAAACGAAGUUGUGCGUGGGUUGUACGAACGGCUUCGAGAUCGUCGAUCUGGAAACCUUAGAUACACAAGGAUUACUGGAUCCUGCAGACCAAUCUCUCGAGUUUGUCCGCAAGCGGGAGAAUUUGCGUCCGUUGGCGAUUUAUCGGAUAGACAACGAAUUCCUUCUUUGCUAUGAUGAGUUUGCCUUCUACGUGAACAAGACUGGCUGGCGAUCACGAAAAGACUUCAUGGUCUAUUGGGAAGGGUACCCAACCGGUUUUGCCCUACACUAUCCCUAUGUUCUCGCAUUCGAACCCACCUUCGUCGAGAUCCGCCACGUCGAAACUGGGUCGAUGUCGCAGAUCAUUCAAGGCAAUAACUUGCGCUGUCUUUUCGCCGACACUCCUCCAUCGACCACCCACUCUGCGGUCCAGCAUCAGUCCAGCCCGUACCAAGCAGGAUACGGCGGAUAUAAUCAAUACAGUUCGCCACCGCCUCCAAGUGCCUAUGGCAGCCGACAUUCCUUCGGUAACGGGUACGCCACCUCGCCACAGUCCCCAUACCCGAGUCCGUACAUCCCUCGGGCGCACCAGCAGUCCGGCCGUGACGAGAUCCUCGUGGUGUCCGACGAUAGGGUGAUGCGGCUGCAAUUGUGCGCGCCCGCCCAAUAG
This is a messenger RNA of Sparassis crispa, 4206 nucleotides long. RefSeq names its product Rho1 guanine nucleotide exchange factor 1. The transcript has 11 exons. Gene Ontology annotation, biological process: intracellular signal transduction. Lineage: Eukaryota; Fungi; Basidiomycota; Agaricomycetes; Polyporales; Sparassidaceae. Gene Ontology annotation, molecular function: guanyl-nucleotide exchange factor activity. The coding region runs from base 1 to 4206 and encodes 1401 amino acids. The record is from RefSeq and is a predicted model, not a curated record.